AUGCUGCGGAAAGACGCCCAGGAGAAGAAAGGAAGGGCGGCCGGCAAGGGAAGGAAGGGUGAUCAGGUAAGUCAGGAGCACCUGGAUUUUGACAGACUACUCUUAGAAAAGAUAAAGCUCUGCCUUUCAAAGAAUCUACCACCUCGCACUGACUGCAAGGAGUUUGACCAUGACUUUGCCAUCUCCACCUUCCAUGGGGUCCACGACAUUGUCCGGAACCACAGUAGAAUUCGCAAGGUGGCCAGCUCCAUGGGGCUCAUGGUCUGGCACAUCUAUAGCCGUCUGGCCAACUACUUCAGGACCCCCCCCCCCAUGACAUCUACGGAGGUGCAAUAUGUGGAGAAGACAGAGUUCCCAGCCGUGACCUUCUGUAAUUUAAACAGGUUCCAAACAGAAGCUGCAGCUACAUUCGGCGUUAUUUUUUUCUUACGGAAUAUCGUAUCCAAAGUCCUUCAUCCUCAGGAAAUCAGUACCAAUUCCACUGGCUCUAAAGAGGCUAUUGAUUUUCUUGCAAGCAAGCAAAACUUCAGCAUUACGCAGUUUGUCAAGACAAAUGGUUUUUAUCUGAACAGUAGCACUUUGUUAGAAUGUGACUUUUUUGGAAAGCCAUGGGGCCCAGAGGAUUUUGCACAUGUAUUCACUGAAUAUGGAAAUUGUUUGAAUCAUGGUGAAAAUAUCCAAGCAAAGGAAAAGGUGUUUCUGGAAGAAGCUUGCUUAAGCUUGCUUUUCAAUGUCAAUUGGGAGGAGUUUACUGAUGACGCAACCCUCGGCUUUGUCGACGCUGGGAUCAUCUUUAUUAUCCACUCAGGGACGAAGGUGCCGCAGUCUGAUGGGUUAAGCUCGCCAUCACCUGUGGGAAUGCAUGCUUGGGUGACCCUCCGCCAGGUGCAGACAGCCCAUCAAGAAUACCCUUGGGGAGAAUGCAACGCUCACAUGAAGCUGCAGAAUCUCAGGACCUACAGCACCUCUGGCUGUUUGCAGGAACGCAAAGCUUGGCACAUAGAGAAGCAGUGUGGAUGUCUGUCUUUUCUGCUUCCUGGAAAUGGUGUAGAGUGUGACCUACAAAAGUUUUACAUCUGUGUGUCUCCUAUACUCGACCACACUGAAGUUAAGGGAUUAUGUACAAUGGGAACACAUAAUUCCAGCUGCCCUGUUCCUCGUGAAGAAACAGAAUACCCUGCUGCCAUUUCUUAUUCUACUUUUCUGAGUCAAAAAGCUUUGAAACAUCUUUCCAGGAAGUUGAAUCAAAGCCAGCAAUAUAUCAGGUAAUCCCUCAUUAAAAUCCAGAUUUUAUUUCAUAAUUUAAUGUUUAAUUUGCUUUUCAUGAAAAAACAUGAUUUAUUCACUUUCUUUAUUGGUUUUAUUCCAGCAGAUCUUGGAGGUCUGCUGGGCCUAUUUUGUGCCAGCGUGAUUACAAUUAUAGAAAUCACUGAGUAUAUAUUCACCAGUUUCUACUGGAUAUGCAUUUUGUUCUUGCUGAAGAUCUCUGAAAUGAGCCGGGCUACUGCACCUCAGAUUCAUCUGGGGAAUAAAAACAGCAUACAGGAAUGCUCAUCAAAGCGAGAUGCCUGA
Messenger RNA from Balaenoptera musculus (blue whale), 1572 nucleotides. RefSeq names its product acid sensing ion channel subunit family member 5 (gene ASIC5). Gene Ontology annotation, molecular function: ligand-gated sodium channel activity. NCBI's taxonomy places the organism in Eukaryota, Metazoa, Chordata, Mammalia, Artiodactyla, Balaenopteridae. Gene Ontology annotation, cellular component: membrane. Gene Ontology annotation, biological process: sodium ion transmembrane transport. The record is from RefSeq and is a predicted model, not a curated record.